AUGAAGAGUAGCUCUUCCCCUAUAUUUACUGAGAACAGAAUAAAUCAAGAUGGCCUAAUCGUUGAACGCGCAUCUCUGCAGGCGCCAUAUGCGCCGUCGCAGGAUGAGGUUUGCUGGCCAACGCAAUUUAAUCAACAGAAUGCACGUCAACCGUGUGUGGUCCAAAAAUAUGCAGGCCAGCAGAAUUCAGUAAAAUGUACACUGGCCCACAAUGCACUCGUUAAUCGAAUUGUGUCGAAUGAAUUGAACAACUCCACCAAAUUACGGAAUGUAGGUUCGUACACUGAAAGCAAUGUAAAAGAAGGUGUUAGAACAAAUGACUCGACGGGAAAAAAACAACAAACACGUCGACCAUCCAACUUACCAAACACACCACCGCCGGAACCACCUACACCACCUUGGUCACCACCACCACAACAACAGGCACAACGACCAUCAGACACACCACCCCUUCCAUCUACACCACGAAUACUACCGUCCAUAGACGUAUCGAACGGAGGCGGGGGGAAACAGAGUCGAGUAAUGUCCUUGUUAAAUGAAAUAAAAGAAACAUUAUUAAUCAGACCACAAAUAAUUGAAGCAAAAUUAAAAAAAUUAGAACAAGCUUUGCUAAAUAAUAAAUUAAUAACAGAAUCCAAAUUAAAGGAAGUGAAGCAGGUCUUAUCCGAUAGGGAAAUAAUAGGAAAAAAGAAAAGGAGCGUUUUCAAAGUCUUGAAGGAAAAUUUUUUAAGCAAUCCAUCUAUACGAAAAUUAAUGCUAAAAGAAUUAGAAGACAUUUUGCUAGGAAAUGAAUUAAACACUGAAUACAUUUUAAGUGUGAUAAAUAAAAAUAAGUUUAGUAAGAGAUUGGCCUAUUUGCCUUUGUUAAAUAUAUUUGGAAGAUUCAUCGUAUCCAGAAAAUUAAUGGAUGAAUCGAAAUUAAAAGAAUUAAAAGGGGUUUUGCUAAGUGACCAACCUAUCACAGAAUCGCAAUUACAUGAAUUAAAAGUGUUGCUAGUGGAUGUAUUACAUAAUAUUACUAAUGCAGAUAAUAACGCAACAUCACAAAAUAAAGUAAGUAAUUAUCACAUCAUUCGUCCCGUUCCUCCGGAUGUGGAUGCGUAUUACUUUUCACAGCGACCUUUCGAUUCGGCAAUCAAUGUGGAUGCGCGAUACCCUGACCACCAUUUAUUGCAAAAUGUGCAUUCGCUCAAAAAUCGGAACGAAUUGCCUAGAAGGGAACCUUUCAAUAGUGAUGCAUUUAUAAGAAGGACCAAUUUGAAAAGGAGAGAAAAUUUAUCUCUGGAGGUAGACCGUUCCCGGAGGACAAAAAAAGAUGAACACUAUAAAAGAAAUGUGUCGCAAAAAGCAGAUUUGGUAAAAAAGAAUGAACUGUUAAAAAAGAAGGUUUUGAGGGAGGCCGAUUUGGUGAAAGAGAAUGACCUGUUGGAAAAGAGGCUCUUGAGAAAGGACCAUUUGAUAGGGACAAGUAAUCUGAAAAGAGGUCAUACCAUUUUUCUCCCAAAAUAUGGAGACUCCAUAGAUGAAAAUCCUGCUAUAGACAGACGGGAAAUAUUACAAAAAAAUGAGUUAAUAAAAAAAAUCCAUAUCAAAGAGGAUAUUAGGAAACCGACACCAAAGAGGGAUUCACUAGAAAAAGUUCCUGUGGAAAUCACCCCAAAAGACGACAAAUUACCAAAGAGCGACCCUCUGGUAAAAGUUCCUGUGGAAGAAAGCACCACAAAGGACAAAUUAACAAAGAGCGAUGUGGCAAAUAAAACGGGCAAAACAGAAAUCGACCAAAUCACAAAAAAGAAAAAAUGGACUAUAGAAAUACAUAUGAGUGAAAGAAAGCAAACAGAUGAAAUAAUAACGAGUAAAAAGAAAAAAAAGAAAACUGCUAUUAUAAGCACGCACAUGUGUGAAAAAAAUCAUGUAAGUGAACUCACAGACGACACCCUCGAAUCUAAAAGCAAAGAUGAUGAUAAAAACGUGGAAGAAGAAGAAAAAGCAGUCGCUAAGAAGAAAAAAUUCAAGGUAGAUGUACAUUUAGAAAAAAAAAAAAAGAAAAAGGGAAAACCUGUAAUUAAAAAAAAAACAUGGAUAAUUGAAGCAAUUAUGAAAAAUGUUGCCCCAAAGAAGGAGUUGGAAAUAUUAAAAGAAUUACCUGUGUCCCAUGUAAUUGAUGUAGACGUCAACGAUCCGUUAUACCGAACAAAAGAAGAAAUUCUUUUUGAAAGUAUUCUUGCGAACCCUAUAAAAGAACCUAGUAGAAAAAAAAGGAGAGCUGGACUUUUAAAGAAAUUGGCUAUUUAUGGAUUAGUACCAACACUUGCUAUAGGAGCUAUAAUAGGUUUAACAAUAGGAUAUAUUCAUGUAGCGCCCAUAGAUGUUUAUUUAGACUCUACUGCUGUAGGCCUCAAGAAAACUGCUGAAAUUGUUGUACAGGAAGCGCCUACAAUUGCACUUAACCUUGGACUGUGCUUGGCUGAUAAUGUAAUGAACUCUUUCUUGGAGACUUUUUCGCUUUUUAAUCCUUUUAUUUCUGCUGCACAAUGUACAGGAAAUGCGGUAGCAAGUACCGUAUCUGCCGUUACUGAAGCCGCAUUGGAGGGUGCUGCUGUAGCUACUUCAUAUGGUACAUUAUAUGGUGUAUUGCAAAUAAUGUUCCCAUCAUUAAUAGCUCUUGGAGUUGCAGUCCUUAUUUAUAUUAUAUUCUUAUAUUUAGAUGAAAAAGGGAAGAUGGAAUGGUUCCACAGAUAUAGAAGGAAGUUUAUAAAAAGUAUAAAGAAGAAAUAUAAUGAAUUUAAGAUGUCCAGAAAAACAAAAAAGAGGAAAAGAUGGUAUAGGAAAUUUCUAUCUAAAAUGGAAUACAUAUGA
Molecule: messenger RNA, 2859 nt
Organism: Plasmodium coatneyi
Lineage: Eukaryota; Apicomplexa; Aconoidasida; Haemosporida; Plasmodiidae
Exons: 2
Coding region: 1-2859 (952 amino acids)
Source: RefSeq, a predicted model, not a curated record